AUGGCGCCUCUCGCUACCGCUUCCCGCCUGUGCCUGCGCUCGUCGGCCGUGGCCAAGCCUGCCGUGCGCGCGCUGAGCUCGUCGGCCGUGCGCCAGGCUGAUGCUCCCGGAGCGGCUUCCUACACCAGCCCCUUCAAGGGCGAGUCCAAGGGCAGCAAGAUCCCCGACUUUAGCAAAUACAUGUCCAAGGGCAGCGAGACCUCCAACAAGCUCUUCUCGUACUUUGCGGUUGGCACGAUGGGUGCUAUUACUGCUGCUGGAGCCAAGAGCACUGUUCAAGAAUUCCUCCUGAACAUGUCUGCCUCUGCCGACGUUUUGGCCAUGGCCAAGGUCGAGGUUGACCUCAACACCAUCCCCGAGGGCAAGAACGUCAUCAUCAAGUGGCGAGGCAAGCCCGUCUUCGUCCGUCACCGAACCCAGGACGAGAUCGACCAGGCCAACAAAGUCAACGUCGCCUCCCUCCGAGACCCCCAGUCCGACGAGGACCGUGUCAAGCGCCCCGAGUGGCUGGUCAUGCUGGGCGUCUGCACCCACUUGGGUUGUGUCCCCAUUGGCGAGGCCGGUGACUUUGGUGGCUGGUUCUGCCCCUGCCACGGCUCCCACUACGACAUCUCUGGCCGGAUACGAAAGGGCCCUGCGCCUCUCAACCUGGAGAUUCCCGAGUACGACUUCCCCGAGGAUGACAAGCUUGUCAUUGGUUAA
Molecule: messenger RNA, 702 nt
Organism: Trichoderma breve
Lineage: Eukaryota; Fungi; Ascomycota; Sordariomycetes; Hypocreales; Hypocreaceae
Product: rieske [2Fe-2S] domain-containing protein
Exons: 3
Coding region: 1-702 (233 amino acids)
Biological process (GO): mitochondrial electron transport, ubiquinol to cytochrome c
Cellular component (GO): membrane
Molecular function (GO): quinol-cytochrome-c reductase activity; 2 iron, 2 sulfur cluster binding
Source: RefSeq, a predicted model, not a curated record